AUGAAGGAAACACCAAAAUUCUCAUCACUGAACGCAUUCUCUUGCUCUGUGGUAAUCGAUCACAUACGACUGCUGAUCAUAUCCGCUAAAGGAUUAUCAGUAGGAUCCUUUAAACCAGUCAAGAAAGUCCCAUCAGAGGUUUCAUGGAACAUGAGCAAAGAGUUGGACGAUGAUUUUUGUUCGCCAAAACCUUCUGUAUCAUUUCCGGCUGCUCCACGGCGCCCAGAGAAGAAAGGUAAUGUUCAGUCUCUUCCCGUAAUCUCCGUUCCGUGCUCUUCUCUGUCUUCUGUUCUGGAAAAGACAGAGCAUUCUACUGACUCUAAACUCAGCCCAUUAUCUGACACUUGCGCCAUCUGUUCCAAAAACCUUCAACAUCUUAAUGAUUUGAGGAAAGUCGCUCACGUGAAUAAAUGUCUUGAUGCUCAAGAAUCCACAACCAACCAUGCCAAAGCAACUGAGAAAUGGAAUAAUACCAUUGAUUGUCCAAUGUGUGGCGAACCACAACCUCCUGGUCCGCAUCGGGCAGCACACGCGAAACGUUGUGGAAAGGCACAUAAAAUUCCACCUAAGGAAUUAUUGAAACUCAUGGAUAUACAGAGUCGUUUAUCGGAUGCUAAGAAGAGGGCAAGCAUGGCCCAUACCAAAGCUCAGGUACCGAUAAAGAAAGAGGUGGCACCACCAAAAUUGCAAGGAGCACCGAAAUCUGUUUUCGAUGAGAAUCUUCAGUUGGCACAAGCAAUUUCAGCAAGUAUGUCGACAGAUUGUUUGGAGACGAGCCAGAGCCCAUCACCACAAUUCACAAGGCUAGUUGAUCCCAAUGAGAAAAAGCGGAAAAGACCACGAUCCUAUGCAGUUGUUGAAUUGGCUCCACGUUCAUGCAAGUGUGAGAUACUUGAAAAGGUUCAUAACCGCUUUCUUGAAGCAUUCAAAGUCAAGAAAACAAAUGGUGAUGCUGAUUCACACACAGAGGUGUGUCGGCGACGAUACAAUCGGACAAGCGUAUUUAUGCAGUAUCAAACCCGAUUAUUGGACAAGUUGGAGAGAUUAGAACGCCUUUCUGAUGAUUUGAGCCAUUUAUUUGGGAACGAGACCACAUCGGACAUACAAAUCCAGUGUCGGGAUGGAUCAUUGAAGGCGCACCGUGCUGUGCUUUAUGCUAGAACUUCAAUGAUGGGGAAAACUCCUUCACAACCUAGUAUUUCCAGCAUCGAUGUGACCGAAAGUCUAAAGAUUGUUUCGUCAUGGCUGCGAUAUGUUUAUUCUGGAAGAAUUGAAUGGAAUAGCGAAGACCAUGAAAGUAUUCAGAAAUUGGCGGAACUAUACGGACCAGAUGAUCUGGUACCGUUAUGUGUUCGUAUGAAGGCACCGGUGCAUUCAUUUGGUGCAACUGCAACAUCCUCCUUAGAAAUCGAACCUAUUUCGACAUGCAGUUCUACAGAGGAGAAGAAAGAUGAAGAAACAGCUACAAAGACAGAAAUCACUCCAAUCGAGUCAUCAAAUGCUGGUACUGGUUCUGAAAUUGUUGUCCCAAAAAUCUUAAUGGUAGAUCUGAAUGAGCCAGAAACGGCUAUGGACGCGGAGUCCAGUCAGACAAUGGACUUAGAGGAUCCCUUACAAGGAAUUAUGUUGGCUAAUACCAGUGGUAAUUCGUCAGCAGAUUCUAGUUGCUGCAUCAUAGAGGACAAUGUCAUGAGCGUCGACCAAGAAGUGAAUCAGGUCGAUAUUAGUGCAGGAAAACAGGCGGAUGAUGUCGCAUGCACGUCAAGUUCAGAACAGAGAGAGGCUGCAUCAUCUUCUCAAGAAAUUUCUGGUGAUUUGCAAAUAACCAUCAAAAUCCCCGAAGAGCUGUGCACACCACAGCCGUCAGCAGCAGGUAAAAGUCCGGAUGUGUUUGAAGAGAAGGAUGGGGACGUCGAUGCGAAUGAAAUGAACGCUGCUGACGAUUUCUCAUGGAAUCUUACACCGCUUCGACCAUCCGCAGUAGUUGAUCGCCGCUCUUCUGGAAGACAGUCUUUAAGGAAUAGUGGUCUACGUUUAUCUUUCGACAAUGCUGCAGAAGCUCCUGGAGCUAACGGUGACUUGGAGAUUUUUGAGCCGACAAAAUCAUCAAAUAACGUCACAGUCGUUAACAUUGAUGAUGAACCAUGUUUGAAAGAGAUCCCCGAUCCUACUCCCGCGGAGAACCAAAAUGAGCAACCGGAUAUUUCUUAUGGAAAUGAAUAUUUUAACUAUCACGAUCCAUUUAUGGAACCUUGGUAUGAACCAGUUGAAAUGAGCCAGCAGUCAGUUUCACAACCGUUAGAGAUAGAAGAUGAAGCAACAGCUUCGGUUCCAAAAUCACCAGUUCAUGAAACGAGCGUUACAAGUAGAAGAGGAUCAAAAAUAGUAGAUUCCAAAGAGUCGUCGAAUGGUUCGGAGAAGGUGGCAACCGUGGACCAUCAAUUAUGUGAUAACGAAGUUUCGAGUGAGAAUUCGUUUACUGUAAGACCGAAUUCACCACAUUUCGUACCUCCUUUGGCUCAUUCGACUCCAGCUCAACCAGCUCGAAAGAAAGCCAAGUUUGGCUCGAAUGUAAAAAUUUUGAAGACAUCUGAUAUCACUCCUAUGCCCAACUAUGAGGGGAUGACCGACGAAGAGCUAAAGCGCGAAUUGAAAAAAUUUGGUUUGAAACCUAUGGGAAGAAAACGUGCAGUGGCGAUGUUGAAAAGAAUUUACGAUGAAGUACAUCCAGUAAUUGACCCUACUACACCUACAGUACGGCCGUUAAUUCUGGAAAAAUCCGAUAGUGAUACGCCUCGAGCUUCUCGUCAAGCAAAAACGAGAAACGGUAAACCCAAAAACAAGGUUUUUACUGUACCGGCAGAGUCUGAGACAGUGGUUUCCAAUGUCGCAGUUCGUCCUUUGAGUACGGUGGAGGAGAUUGGAAGGGAAAAUGAUGACCCAGAAGAUGAGGAUUUUGUGGACUUUGGCGAUAAGACAUUAAAUGAGCCACGUGCUGAACCACCAGAAGAGAGUAUGAUAGACGAUACAGGGAUUUUACCGACGGAUUUAGAAGGAAUGACGCGAACUUUCUUGACAUGGCUGCGCCAUCCUGAAAACGAUCAACUGUACAAUCAUUUGUUGUCACUACAACCGGUGCUUAUUGAAGAGUUACAUCUACGAAUGUCACGUGCUGACUCAGCUGUUUGUUGUAUUCCUAAGAAAGCGUUGGCAAAUAUUUUGGAUCGUCUUGGUGUAACGUUUUCGUUGCCACAAACUCAUGGAGGUCGUCGGGCGAACGGUGUAAGAAGAGCUGGAAAGUAA
Necator americanus (New World hookworm) is the source of this 3303-nucleotide messenger RNA. RefSeq lists its product as uncharacterized. The coding region runs from base 1 to 3303 and encodes 1100 amino acids. The record is from RefSeq and is a predicted model, not a curated record. Gene Ontology annotation, cellular component: Slx1-Slx4 complex. Gene Ontology annotation, molecular function: protein binding. Gene Ontology annotation, biological process: resolution of meiotic recombination intermediates. Lineage: Eukaryota; Metazoa; Nematoda; Chromadorea; Rhabditida; Ancylostomatidae. The transcript has 28 exons.